GAGCUGGGGACGCUGGGAAAAUGGCGGCGGCGGCGGCGGUGGUCGGGGCCGACUUCGCUUGUGCGGAUUUCUCCGACUUGCGGGAGAUCAAGAAACAGCUACUAGAUGUGGCGGAACGGAGCCGGGAGCGCGGCCUGCAACAUAGUGGGAAAUGGGCUUCAGAACUGGCCUUUGCCUUGGACCCUCUACCCUUGAGUGAGCUGCCUCCUGUUCCUGAGCUUACAGAGGAAGAUGCUUGUGAUUUGGAUGCUUACACACUUGCUAAAUCUUACUUUGACCUGAAAGAAUAUGACAGGGCAGCCUAUUUUCUAAGAAGCUGUAAGAGCCCGAAGGCCUAUUUUUUGUAUAUGUACUCCAGAUACCUGUCUGGUGAGAAAAAGAAAGACGAUGAGACAGUGGAUAGUCUAGGGCCCUUAGAGAAAGGACAGGUGAAGAAUGAAGUUCUAAGAGAAUUAAGGGUUGAACUUAGCAAGAAGCAUAAAGUCCGAGAAUUGGAUGGAUUUGGACUUUAUCUGUAUGGAGUUGUACUGCGAAAACUGGACCUAGUGAAAGAGGCCAUUGAUGUGUUUGUUGAAGCAACUCAUAUCCUGCCAUUGCAUUGGGGGGCCUGGCUGGAGCUUUGUAACUUGAUCACAGACAAAGAGACGCUGAAGUUCCUGUCCUUGCCAGAUACCUGGAUGAAGGAGUUCUUCUUGGCACACAUCUACACUGAGCUGCAGCUGAUAGAGGAGGCCCUGCAGAAAUAUCAGAGUCUCAUAGAUGUUGGGUUUUCCAAGAGCACCUACAUAAUCUCGCAGAUUGCAGUGGCCUAUCAUAAUAUUCGAGAUAUUGAUAAAGCAUUAUCCAUCUUUAAUGAAUUAAGAAAACAAGACCCUUUCAGGAUAGAAAACAUGGAUACCUUCUCCAACUUGCUUUAUGUCAGAGGUAUGAAGCCUGAAUUGAGCUAUUUGGCCCAUAAUCUAUGUGAGAUUGACAAGUAUCGUGUAGAAACUUGCUGUGUAAUUGGGAACUAUUACAGUUUGCGUUCCCAGCAUGAGAAAGCAGCACUCUAUUUCCAGCGAGCAUUGAAGUUGAAUCCUCGAUAUCUUGGAGCAUGGACCCUUAUGGGGCAUGAAUACAUGGAGAUGAAAAAUACAUCAGCCGCUAUUCAAGCAUAUAGACAUGCCAUUGAAGUGAAUAAAAGAGACUACAGAGCAUGGUAUGGACUGGGGCAAACAUACGAGAUUCUCAAGAUGCCAUUUUACUGCCUUUAUUAUUAUCGACGAGCCCAUCAACUCAGACCCAAUGAUUCCCGUAUGCUUGUUGCUCUUGGAGAAUCUUAUGAAAAAUUAAAUCAGCUAGUAGAAGCCAAAAAGUGUUACUGGAGAGCAUAUGCUGUAGGUGAUGUGGAAAAAAUGGCACUGGUGAAGCUAGCAAAGCUUCACGAGCAGCUGAAUGAAUCAGAGCAAGCUGCCCAGUGCUAUAUUAAAUACAUCCAAGAUAUCUAUUCCUGUGGGGAAAUAGGGGAAAACUUGGAAGUAAGCACCGCCUUCCGCUACCUGGCUCAGUAUUACUUCAAGUGUAAGCUUUGGGAUGAAGCCUCAGCUUGUGCUCAGAAAUGCUGCGCAUUCAAUGAUACGAGAGAAGAAGGGAAGGCCCUCUUGCGGCAAAUCUUACAGUUACGAAAUCAAGGGGAGACGUCAACUGCAGAGACGGCCACGCCUUUCCUACUUCCUUCGUCACUCUCUGCCAACAACACUCCAACCCGCCGAGUGUCCCCACUCAAUCUGUCUAAUAUUAUACCUUGAACUAUACAACCUUUCUGAGCUGGUUCAGUUGAGAGGGUGAUCCUGUUGUAAAUGGAUCUUUCUCUUGAAUACUGCCAUUCUAGGAAGGCUUUUGUACCCAGUUCUGAUUGCUGACGUCACGUUGCUGAGGAUGGCUGUCUAUUGUAUCGUAACCCUGAAAUGUUAGUAGCUCAGAUGGUGUAGUGAGCUGAAUUCACUCUACAUCUCAAGUCUUCUUACAAGUCUGGCAUCUGUGUGAGAAGAGAGAACCCUUCUCUUUAUAUUGGCAGUUGGUGGGAUUGCUUUCUGCCCCUUUCUUCACAUUCCUUUCUUAGGAUGUUGCAACAAGAUGCAGGUUAUCUGUUUAUCAGAUGUGCAUCAUAUUAGAAAUAGUAUCACAUUUAUUUGAAAUUGGAAAGAGUGUCUGUGAGCAGCUUUGUCUUUUUAUUCAGUGGCCAAGAAAAACUAUCCAAGCUGCCAUCUGCUUAGCAGCAGUGCAGAGAAGCAUGUGGAUGGAAAAGCUUAAAGGUCACAUCUAAUUCAGUGUAAUAAUGCCAGGCUGAAACUGGUAACAUGAAGUGAUGGGUAUAUUUUAUGCCAGCAGGUGCAGUGUUACUACUUUUCCACAUAGGCUGUAGAAAUUGUAAAGAAUAUCUUAAUCUUUUGUGCUCAAGAACCAGAGGAAAUUACUUAAGAGCAAAUCUGCUCAUUUCUUUGACUUACCAGCUUGUCAGUGCUCAGUUUAAAAAUAUGAUUUUGUAACUUAAAUGUCAGAAUUCAGGAAGCGUAGAACAAUUUUUUGUGUGGUUAAGUAUCAAGUUACCUACUAUUACCAUGUUUUUAUCAGUAUAUUUUCAAGAAACCAGAUUUAUGACUUCUCACAUGUUUCAGAGAUGUUGAGGCUUCAGUAUUCAUAUUUCGAACUCUUACCUUCCUCCUCCUCCAGGAACCUCAGCAUGGUAAAACAACCUUCCAAACUUAUCCUAGCAAAUGUCUCAGAUUUAUAGCCAGUUCAACCACCAAGUCAUAAUUGCUCGGAUCAUCUAGACAUAAAAUAAUUAUAAAAAUACUAAUAAAUUCUGACUGCUUAUAAGUAAUCUAAACCUAUCCCAUAUUACUGUAAUCGUAAAAUAAUCCAACCCACUCUUGUACUCUAUGGUAGUCAUUAAAUUUGGUGCCUUGUUAUAUUAGUGGAAACUGAAGCAAAAGUCUGCCACCCUUUGAAUAGAAGUUCUGAAUAUUUUUUUUCAGAUUGGAAUAAUAAAUAUUGUGCAUGAGGAGGUUCCUGCAAAACAGAGAAUCAGAAUUGUGAUUGUGCUGAUUCAGCACACCUACCUGAGCCUUGGACUGCUGCAAAUGAUUCCUUGAACUAAUGCAAGUGAUUAUCAAAAUCUAAACACUGUAACCUUUUGCUAUUAAAAUGAAGCAUUUAUCAGAGCUGGUAUAUACCCAUAAUUUUAACAAGCUAAUGGUAAUUGGUUUUCCAAGACAAAAAUAUCUGUCUUUGGCAAGGAAUUGUUAUAUGUUUGCAACUACAGCAUUCAUUCAGCGUUUUGCACAUUCUUUGUAUUGAGUAUAGUCGAUGACAUAGGUACUGGAGGGGAAUACUGGAGCCAACCUGAUUUGGUGGCCCAAGACUUCUCUAAACUACAGUACAUUUGUGCAGUUAAUGUUCUCAGAGAUAGAUUUCUUGAUAUAGGUCUGAGCUUCCGUAUGUAUUAUCCUCUUAAAAGAAAGUUUUGCCAUGUGGAAAGACAGCUGUUUGGAGGAAAAAUAAAAUGGAGGGCAACUU
Candoia aspera is the source of this 3558-nucleotide messenger RNA. It is a transcript of the gene CDC23, whose product is annotated as cell division cycle 23. Lineage: Eukaryota; Metazoa; Chordata; Lepidosauria; Squamata; Candoiidae. The transcript is spliced from 16 exons. The record is from RefSeq and is a predicted model, not a curated record. Gene Ontology annotation, cellular component: anaphase-promoting complex. Bases 21 to 1787 code for a protein of 588 amino acids. Gene Ontology annotation, molecular function: protein binding. Gene Ontology annotation, biological process: positive regulation of mitotic metaphase/anaphase transition; cell division; anaphase-promoting complex-dependent catabolic process.